Astyanax mexicanus (Mexican tetra) is the source of this 1223-nucleotide messenger RNA. Its product is annotated as meprin A subunit alpha. The coding region runs from base 347 to 694 and encodes 115 amino acids. Lineage: Eukaryota; Metazoa; Chordata; Actinopteri; Characiformes; Acestrorhamphidae. The transcript is spliced from 5 exons. The record is from RefSeq and is a predicted model, not a curated record.
GCAUGUGGAACAGGGAGGGGAGCUGUGGCUGAGCUCAGCCUUCCUGCUCUGAUCUGUUCUCAGUUAUUCAAGACUUGGCUUGUUCUUGUUCUCUGUCUGCCUCUGAUUGACUGACUGACUGUUGUUCUUCUACCUGCUUUCCUCCUUCACUCGCUCACUCUUUCUUUUCUUUCAUGCUCUUUCGCUCAGUUCAGGCAGGAUCUGUAAAACCUGCUGGCUGUCCACCUCCACCACAACCUUCCACCCGGACCCCACUGCACCCUACUAGAACAGACCCUGCCCUCUGAGGACAUUCGGCGAGUGUGAGUAGUAGAGCUUGCAGUCAUCCACAGGAAGAAGGUGGGACAUGUCCAGCCUGAACUCGGACCCUGUGAGGGACAGAUGGAGUCAGAGCGUGAUGGACUGUGGUGCUGUGCGGUGUAAUGGCCAUGGGGACUGUGUGACGGUGGACGGGCUGCCGGAGUGUGACUGUAUGCUGGGAUACCGGGGGGUCACCUGCAGGGAGACGGUCAACGGCGGCUUGUCUGUCCCUCUCACGUUGGGGUGUCUGGGGUUCCUCUGUGGACUCAUCAUCAUGGCCUUCGUCUUCGCCUAUUUACGACAGAAGAGAAAAGCCAAAUUAAGGAGCCAGAGAGAAGGUGCAAAGAAAAAUGGAGAUUUCAUUUCUUUUUCUCCAAAAGAAUCAGAUGUCUAAUCGCCAACAAAGCAAGACCUCCAUACCUGAUAACAAGAGCCCACAAGUAUAAAGCAUCUCCACUUCCAAAAACUGGGUGAUUGCGUGUGAUUGGAGGAGCACAUGAUACUGACACGCUCACGAUGAGGCACUGAGGGAGGGAGGCGCACGUGUGACGCAGAGACUCGUACUUUACCAUUGCCAAGUAUUUCAGUGAUGUGCUUUGUCUUUUAUAUAGCUUCAAACCUGACAAACCGGCAAGUUCAAAAGACUCUCUGACUUCAUGGAAUGAUGAACACGUACCAUCUUUGGAAUCUUUGGAGUAAAUAUAUAUAUAUAUAUAUUGUAGUGUGUUUAUCUGUGGGACAAAAGCAACUUAAAAUGUAUUAUAAUGCUAAAAACAGUCCUCUGUAUUAAAGUUUAAAACAGUUCCAGCAGAAUUAAUCAGGAUGAAAGCCACUCUAGUAAAUGAUGGUCGGAUUGGAACAAAUGGAAUAUAUUUUUUCAUGAAUACUAUGUACUUUUCUUAAUAAAUGCUUUUAUUAUAUUG